Messenger RNA from Pimephales promelas (fathead minnow), 2515 nucleotides. NCBI's taxonomy places the organism in Eukaryota, Metazoa, Chordata, Actinopteri, Cypriniformes, Leuciscidae. The record is from RefSeq and is a predicted model, not a curated record.
UCCGCCUUCCAACAUUUUUAGAGUGACGUGUUUAGUUUAAAAUCGAAAGCAGAUGAGAUCUCAGACUGUUGUAGCCUAAACAUCGCGAGUGCAUCUGAAUACAACUUUUAUCGCGAAGUACUUUCUUGUGAAGAGACAUUUUGAAAAAAAAUGCAGGGAAACACCCAGACGAGAAUUCAGCAGAAAGAGAAAGAUAUGGCGCUGAUGGAGACUGUGGCGUCUCAUGAGCACUUUUUAUCCUCAUGCCACAACUUGAAAAUGGAACAAACUACAGGAGGUUUUAAUUUUGUCCUACUGGGAAGAACAGGAGCUGGGAAGAGUGCAUCAGGAAACACAAUACUGGGACGAGAAGCUUUCAAAUCAAAGAAAAGCUCUAGAUCAGUCACACAAGAUGUAGCUGUUGAAUCUGGAACUGUUAAAGGGUUUCCAGUCACUGUUUAUGACACACCAGGAUUAUUUGAUACAGAGAUGAGUGAACAGAAGAUUCAGCAGAAAUAUGAAGAGGUUCUUCAGAGAUGUGAAUCAGAUCUCUGUGUGUUUCUGCUGGUCAUCAAAGCUGACAGAUUCACUGAAGAAGAGAGAAAAACUGUGGAGAAGAUUGAGGAGCUGUUAGGAGAAGAGCGCUUGAAGAAAACCUGGAUUCUCUUCACCAGAGCAGAUGAAUUAGAAAAUGAAAAUAUGACAAUAGAUGAAUUCCUUGAUGACACUGAACCACUGAAGACACUCGUUCAGAAAUAUGAUCAGAGAUAUCAUGUGUUCAACAACAAGAAGGAAAAUAACAAGCUGUUACAAGCUGAAAUGCUGCUUGCAAAAAUAAUUAAGUCAUACAUGGACACAGAAGAAGAUGCAGAGAAGAAUCCAUGGAUGAGGAAAAUACCAGACAACAUUGAACCAGACAGUCUCUCCUGCUAUCCUGCUGCCAGUCCCUCAUCCAGACGGAUUGUUCUUCUGGGUAAAACUGGUUUUGGGAAGAGUGCAGCUGGAAACACAAUACUGGGACAGAGAGAGUUUAACUCUGUGAUGAGAAUGAAUUCAGUAACCAGUGAAUGUUCAGAUGCUCACGCCACUGUUUCAGGCAGAUCUGUGUCUGUAGUUGAUACUCCUGGAUUCUUUGACACAAAGAUGAGACAUGAAGAGUUAGUGACAGAGAUAGCGAGAAGUAUUUAUAUAUCCAGUCCUGGACCGCACGCUUUCCUCAUUGUGUUUCCUGUGAAUAUGAGAUUCACUGAUCAUGAGCUGCAGAUUCCUCAGAUCAUUGAGAUGUUGUUUGGUAAAGAAGUGUUAAAAUACUCCAUCAUUCUCUUCACUCAUGGAGAUCAGCUAGAAGGAAAGUCUGUUGAGAAACUCAUUGAGGAGAGCAGCAGAUUAAGACAUCUAGUUGGUCAGUGUGGAGGCAGAUAUCACGUCUUCAACAAUAGAGAUGUGAAUGACAGAAAGCAGGUGAAUGAUCUACUGAAGAAGAUUGACACAAUGAUAGAGCAGAAUGGAGGAGGACACUACAGUAAUCAGAUGUAUGAAGAUGCUGAGAGAUUCAGACGAGAGGAAGAAGAGAGAAAACAACAAGAGGAGAAACGAAGACAAGAUAAAGAAAAGAGGAGACAAGAGGAGAUUGAGAGAGUGAAAAAGGAGAAAAUCAGAGCAGAGAUGGAAGAUCAACUGAAGACUGAACAAAAGGGACUUGUAGUAAAGAGACAGAAAGAGGACAAGGAGAGAAAACAAAAAGAGAAACAAAGACAAGAGGAGACUGAGAGAGUGAUAAAGAUGAAGGGGGAAGGAAUCGGCGCAGAGAUGGAAGCUUUAGAGAAUAAAAUACAAGAGGAAAAAGAUGGAGCAAAUAAAAAAGAGACUGGAUUUACUCAAUUUCUAUCCAAGUAUUGGUGCUGUAUUUUAAAAGGUGUAGCUCUGGGUGGAUUGAGCGUUGGAUUGUUUGGUGGAGUGGUUGGUGCUGCUACUGCCAAAUGUGGAUUUGUUUUAUAUGGUGCUGGAGUAGGUGCUUUAGUUGGUGUUGGAGUUGGUGCUUUAGUUGGAGGUGGCGCAGUGUAUUACGUCAAAAAACGUGAAGAGGAGAAACAAAGACUAGAUGAAGAAAAGAGGAGAAAAGAGGAGAUUAAGAGUAUAAAAGAGGAGAUUGAGAGAAUGAGAAAUGAGGUAAAAGACAUGGAAGCUGCAGAGAAGAAGGCUCAACUUAAUUUUGAAAAAGAAAGCAUAGUAAUAAAGAGACAGAGAGAGGACGAGGACAGAAAACAAGAGAAACAAAGACGAGAUGAGAUUGAGAGAGUGCUAAAGUUGAUGGGAUAGAUUCCGAGCAGAGAUGGUAACUUUUAAAUUGUGCCUAAAACAUAAAACACAAUUCAUACAUUUCAAAUAAAUAUCAAGUCACCUUUAUUUAUAAAGUCCUUUAUACAAUAAAGAAACUUAUUUAACCCAUCAUUCUAUCAUGUAUUAAAGGGAUAGUUCACUUUGAAAUUAAUUUUUGAUAUGUUUUAUCUUACCUCAAGGGCAUCCAAGAUGUAGG